Molecule: messenger RNA, 3001 nt
Organism: Penaeus indicus
Lineage: Eukaryota; Metazoa; Arthropoda; Malacostraca; Decapoda; Penaeidae
Product: chaoptin-like
Exons: 5
Cellular component (GO): extracellular matrix
Molecular function (GO): protein binding
Source: RefSeq, a predicted model, not a curated record
ACCUGUCUCCCUCUCCGCAGCCAUCCCGCCGGGCCUGGUCAUGCAGAUGGACGUGGUCAACUCGGGGCUGGAGGUCAUCGCGGACAGGGACUUCGGCGACGUCCAGGUGGAGAACCUCAGGCUCAUGUCCAACCACAUCCGCCUCAUCGGGGACAAGGCCUUUGGCCAGAUGAGUUACUCUCUCCGCUCGCUGGACCUGAGCUACAACGAGCUCGCCGGAAUUCCCCGCCAGGCCCUGCGCCCCCUCAGGAGCUUGGAGUGGCUCAACCUCCACGGGAACCACAUCGCCGAGCUGGUGGCUGAGGACUGGUCGAGUCUGCGGGACACCCUGGCGACGCUCUUUCUGGGCGAGAACGACGUCGACCACGUACCGAGAGAAGUCUUCAGCAGGUGCAGGCGACUCAUCUGGCUCAACCUUGAUGUUAACAACAUCCUUACCCUUGAACGAGAGUCCCUCCCCAAAAACAUCCAGACACUCAGCCUGAACCACAACCUUUUGUCGGGCUUCCCUUCUGAGGCAGUGAGCAACAUUCAAGAUUUGACAUGGCUCUUCCUCAGGGGUAAUCUCCUCGAUAGACUUCCGGACACUGGCUUUAUCCUACCCAAGAAACUGGAUAAGCUCGACCUGGGAGAAAACUUCAUUCGUUUCAUCCCCAACAACCUCUUCAAUAACACUGUAACUGCGCGGGACCUUCACCUCGACUUUAAUCUUCUGACCGAAAUACAAGACGAAGCAUUCAAGGGUCUCAACCCUGGGCGCCUCUACCUCUCCGCAAAUAACAUAAUGAAUAUCACAGAACAAGCCUUCUUGGGUGGGCCUGAGCACUCCCUAGUCAUGCUGGACCUGGAGAAGAACAAACUCGAGUCCGUCCCAAAGGCCUUGUCACACCUAAAGAGACUUCGAUAUCUGUAUCUCCCGGACAACAAAAUAGCCGAUAUUAAAGAUGAUGUCUUCCGUUCUUUUUGUGAAUCAAUGGAGGCCCUAAGCCUGUCUGGAAACCAGCUGAAGGCCAUCCCCCGUGCUGCCUUGGAGAACUGCAGCACAAUUGCACACCUCAAUCUGGGGCACAACCAAAUCACGGAAAUCCAUGAGGAUGAUUUUGAUACCUGGGGAGAUAGCCUUGACACUCUCAUUCUAAGGAACAAUCGUAUUUACAGUAUCCCACCCCAUGCCUUUAGAUACACACCAGAGCUUAGAGAACUCAGUCUUUCGUUUAACAGAAUCGUUGAUGUUUCUGCAGAAUCUUUUAUAGACAUUCUUAAUACUCUUGAAGUUUUGGAGAUAAGUUUAGGUUUUUAUAGAGACGAUUUCCCAGAAGAGGUCCUUAAGCCUUUAACAGCACUGCAGUGGAUUGCUUUGGAUAACAAUAACUUCAGAACGAUAUCUGAAACCGCUCUCUACUCCUUUGGCGAGCUUCGAUAUUUCAACAUGGAUUCUAACCGACUUACAUAUAUACCAAAAACUCUCUUUCAUCAGAAUGUACACAAGAAUCUUAGAGAUAUUAGACUGGCUCUCAAUUUCCUGGAGAGAAUUGAGGUUCACACUUUCCAUAAUCUUGUUGGUCUUAGGACUCUCGUUCUAACAGGAAAUAAAAUAAAGACUGUUCACUUCGAGGCAUUCAAAGCCUUACCUAAACUAAGUACCAUUUUGUUAGCAAACAACGAAAUAGAGACCAUAGAACCUCGGGCCUUUUCAGAUCUUCCAAACCUCAUGGAACUUGACCUGCAGCAUAACAAAUUGAAAGAGUUGUCGCUAAAUGCAUUUUCUAACGUGACCAGCCCAACAACACCUCUUGCCCUCAAUAUUUCGUACAAUGAUAUCCAAGAGCUAUCCACGGGGUCAGGACCACCCAUCCUGCUCAAAAGCCUGGAUGUGAGCCAUAAUGCUCUUAAAGAAGUGCCUAUCAACUUUCUCGGAGCUUUUACAUUCUCCAUUCAGCGUCUUGACCUCGGGUACAACCUCAUUAAGAAACUCGACAGCAGCGCCUUUGGGCCUUUGGGCACCCUCCAGAUGCUCAUCCUCGAACACAACGGCAUUAAACAAAUACGUCCUCGUGCGUUUUCCUCUCUGGAAAAAGUCCAGCUUCUUGAUCUCAGUCACAACCACUUGGAGAACCUGCCACCAGAGUGCUUUACUGAUGUUGCAUUCCUGCGUGUGCUUGAUCUCUCCUACAACCAUCUGCGCUCUCUUCCCAAUUCUGUGUUCCGGGGCACACAGCUGGAAACAAUUGGACUUUCACACAAUGAAUUUGUCUCCAUGCCUACUGCGGGCUUCGCAGAGGUGGAGACGACCCUACAUUACCUUGACAUCUCAAAUAACCACUUAGAGCACUUGGACAAUACAAUGUUCUACAGCUUUCCAAACCUUAUCGAACUGAACCUGGCCAACAACCGGCUCACGAUACUACCCGACAACGUGUUCAUCAGCCUCACGAGUCUCAUCAGUCUCGACCUCAGCGGUAAUCCAGUCCGAGCCAAUUUCAAGGAACUGUUUCACUACACACAGAACGUCCAGAAACUCAACUUGGCCAAUAUUGGAUUCAGUUCCUCACCCAUCAUCCCGCUCCCGAAUCUCAAUUCCCUUAACUUAUCAGGAAAUUCAAUGUCAGAGAUCGAAGUCCAGUCAGUUGAGAGUCUGCGUCAGCUGAGGUCGUUAGACUUAUCACAUAAUAAACUGAGACAUGUGAGAUCUCGUCUGUGGAGACAUAUGCCCUUCCUGAAGUUCCUUGAUUUGUCGUCUAAUCCAAUUGAGUCACUGACAAAAGAUAGCUUCGGUGGGGCUGCAAGCAUCGAGACUCUGGUGCUAAGCAAUCUUAACAAGAUCAAACGUUUUGAUUACGAUGCCCUUUCUCAUAUGACGUUCCUGAGAGAACUCUACAUGAAUACCUACCCAAAUAUCGAAAAAUAUAGGUUCCGCGUAGGUCACCUGCUGGCCACUGUUCACACACUUAAGAAACUGCACCUGGAGGUGCGCGAAAACGCCCUUACAGACCAGAUCACG